AUGGCUGCUAUUGGAGUCCAUUCCAACAACCUAAACCUUUUAGAAUCACUUAUCCUUCAUGUAAAAAAGCUCAAUAGAAAUAUAGAUGAGAAUCAUUUGAAGGAAAUUUUCAACAUUGCUUUUCACGGAACUGUCUCGAGUAGAGGACUAGCUUUGGAAGACAGGGAUGCUUGUCCAUCAACUUGGAGGCCUUCUGCAUUUUCCUCUUUGGAUUGUGCCCAAAUUACUGCGUAA
This is a messenger RNA of Sphenostylis stenocarpa, 234 nucleotides long. The record is from the annotation of a GenBank genome assembly. NCBI's taxonomy places the organism in Eukaryota, Viridiplantae, Streptophyta, Magnoliopsida, Fabales, Fabaceae.